GGGAAACACCCUCAGUCGGACUCGUGACAUGUACAACUUCUUUCUCACUUACAAUUAUUCUUUGGAACGCUACUUCUCUUACACCGUUUAAGCUAGAAACGCCAUUUAAACGUAAAAACGUGUAGACUGGUCAGGAACAUUUUGAUAUCUUUUAUACUUUUUAAACUAUUAAGCUUUUUGUCCAUCUUUUUGUCCUCCAUCCACUUAUGGGAUAUCUUCACCAUUCUAAAGGCCCCAUUGUUACAAACUCCCAGACUUCCAACAUUCUAUUCACAGUAACAAUGUAACUUUUGACAAAGAUCAGCUACUUUGACCACUUUCCCAACAACUUAGUCAAGAACGUAUAAAAUCUUUGUCUACAUCUCUGCUAUUGACAUCUGAAAUCAGAACCGAAUUAUCUUCUACCAAUCAAGAAGUAAAGCUGUUUUAGAACCGUAUUAACUAGUUUCAUUAAGCUAACUUCCCUAUGUUGAGUAUAACUGGAACUUUGAAAAAUAUCAAACAAUAGCAAUGGAGAGCACAGUUAUUUAUACUGCACUCUAACUGCAGUAACACUGCAAAAUUACUUCAGUAAAAAUAGCUUAUUUUGGAUGCAGUGUUUGCACCAUACUGCAGUUAUACUGCACUCAAACUGCAUUUAUACUGAAGUGUACUGCAAUUAUACUGCACUCUGACUGCAAUUUUGUUUCGUAAGGGGGCCUUUCAUGGCAAAUAGUGUGGCCCUCUACGUCACAAUGGGAUUCAAUGAGUUCUUGCUUCUGUUGCUAAAACUUUCAACAUUCUGACCGGAUUACAUAAUGAACCAAAGUGUCUGUUGUUAUGCUGGUUGCUUGGCUCUAUUUUACCUCGUAGGAGGAUGCAGGCAGUUAUAGAUCUAUUUCACCUCAUAAAUUAUUACCUCAGAAUUACUCUCAAAUGAGAGGUAGAGGGGGACACUAUUUGGCCGGGAGACAUUAUUUGGCAUGACAAGCCCACAUACAAAAGUAAUAAGGUUGAUAUAGUAUUCUAUUAAAGUAAUCAGACCAGAUAUUUUAAUAUAUUUCACUUUGAUUAUAUUCCACUGCUUCACUUAAGAAAAUUUUUAAACUUCUUCAACUACCACAAAAAUACAUUUAAAGAGCUGAAGCAAGUCACAAAUGGUUUCUUCAUGGGAAAUUACCAUCUAGUUUGUAGUGCUACACUGCUACUUGCAAGUCUUAAGUAUCUAUCUCCAUAGUAACGUCAUCAACAACUUAGGUAACAUAACUAAAGUCUACUGUACCUAUGAAAGUGAGUCGGUGUGUUAGUGCUUAUGAAUGGCUUCUGAGGACCAAGGUUUGCAGAACAGAGUUCUGGUGACCAGCUCAGGGAAGAGGAAGGAGAAACUCCGUCACAGUGUAGUGGCAAGGCCAGUCCACCUCAGCCCUGCAGUAUCUACAGAUACCAAUGGAACAGUGGCAGUUCCCAAGUGGAUACACAGUCACACACAGAGGCCUGGACAAAAGGUCAAGGACCUCAUCGGCCCUGAGAGAGAGGCAGCACUGAAAGCUAUACAGACAGGUGUGUAUGUGGGCUGGAGAUGUCCGGACUUGACCUGGGAUUGUUUUAGAGUGGGUGACUCCUCCAUGUGCUUCUGUGGACAUCACCUGUAUGAGCAUGGGAAAUACACAGGCUCCAGUGUGCGUGUGCCCUGCUUGGUCCCGUCCUGUAGUUGCGGGGCCUUUGCCUUCAUGCCGUCCCGUCCAGAAGAGGUGGGGGAGCCGUGGGUUAGAGGGAGACCUGGGUUUGACUCCCAGGUCUGGAGGGCCCUCUGUCGGUGCAAACACCCCCACCAGCAACACUCUCCCAGGGCAGGACACUCCUGCAGGGCGGGAGGAUGUCGCUGUGUUAUCUUCCAGUCCAGCUUCCUGUGUGCUUCAUGUGACCAGCACUGGGAGAAGCAUGAGACGUUCUUCGAAACUGAGCAGUCCAGGAGAAAGCAGGGCCUGCCAUACGGAGACGCAUACAUGCCUUUUGCAGAGGUCCCCACCCUGAGAAAUGCUGUUUUAACAGGCAGAUUGAAGGACACUUAUGCCUUGUCAGACAGCAUAAGAAAGGCUGUUUAAUCAUCAUCAUUCAAGGGGGUGGGUGGGGU
Oncorhynchus gorbuscha (pink salmon) is the source of this 2113-nucleotide messenger RNA. Its product is annotated as protein FAM221B-like. The coding region runs from base 1296 to 2084 and encodes 262 amino acids. The transcript has 7 exons. NCBI's taxonomy places the organism in Eukaryota, Metazoa, Chordata, Actinopteri, Salmoniformes, Salmonidae. The record is from RefSeq and is a predicted model, not a curated record.